Messenger RNA from Argentina anserina (silverweed cinquefoil), 3228 nucleotides. Its product is annotated as eIF-2-alpha kinase GCN2-like. NCBI's taxonomy places the organism in Eukaryota, Viridiplantae, Streptophyta, Magnoliopsida, Rosales, Rosaceae. Gene Ontology annotation, biological process: protein phosphorylation. The record is from RefSeq and is a predicted model, not a curated record. Gene Ontology annotation, cellular component: cytoplasm; cytosol; nucleus. Gene Ontology annotation, molecular function: ATP binding; protein binding; eukaryotic translation initiation factor 2alpha kinase activity.
AUGGACCCUCCCCUCGCCGCGCCCCCCCCCCCGGCGAAAAAGAAGCGCGGCGGCAAGAAGAAGAAGCCCUUGAAAGACCACGGCGAGGCCUACGACGAUAACGAGCUCCUUUCUGAAGAGAUCACUGCUCUGUGUGCGAUUUUCCAAGAUGACUGCAAAGUCGUGUCGGGAUCACAGCCGCAGAUCAUCAUCAAGCUCCGGCCUCACUCUAAGACAUGGGCUACGAGGAUCUUGAUUGUCUCCGCACUCCUUCUAGUUAGGUGCUUACCAGGGUAUCCUAACAAGUGUCCUAUGUUGCAGAUAACUCCCGAGAAAGGAUUAUCUACAACUGAUGCUGAUAACCUACUGGCUCUUAUCAAUGAUCAGGCAAAUUCCAAUGCCCGAGAAGGACGGUUAAUGAUCUUCAAUUUGGUGGAGGCAGCACAGGAAUUCCUAUCUGAAAUUAGUCCACAAGUAUUUGAAAGUAACUUGCCGACAUUGCGCCAGGUUUUUGAGUCCUAUAGUCAUUUUGACAAAGAAUUAGCAUGGCAUUUGUUUCGUCAAACUGUUGAAGGCCUGGCACACAUACAUGGACAAGGAAUCAUCCAUCGGGACUUAACUCUGAAGAACAUAUUCUUUGAUGCACGUAAUGAUAUUAAAAUCGGGGAUUUCGGUUUGGCCAAGUUUUUAAAGUUGGAGCAGCUAGAUCAAGAUCCAAGUCCUGCUGAUACCACUGGAGUUUCUCUUGAUGGUACUGGUCAAGUUGGUCCAUAUUUUUACACAGCACCUGAAAUUGAGCAAGGGUGGCCAAAGAUUGAUGAAAAAGCUGAUAUGUACAGCUUGGGAAUUCUAUUUUUCGAGCUAUGGCACCCAUUUGGGACUGCAAUGGAAAGGCACCUUGUCCUAUCUGACUUGAAACAGAAGGGUGUCCUGCAUGCUGCUUGGGUCUCCGAAUUUCCGGAGCAAGCAUCCUUGUUGCGAAACCUAAUGUCCCCAAGUCCGUCAGACCGUCCGUCUGCUACAGAACUCAUAAAGCAUGCAUUUCCCCCACGAAUGGAAUCUGAGUUGCUCAACAAUAUUCUACGGACAAUGCAAACCUCAGAGGACAGAAAUGUAUAUGAUAAAGUUUUGAAUGCUAUAUUUGAUGAAGAGAUGCUAAGCUUGAAAGACCAGCAACAUCAUGAUGGUAGGUCAAGGUUGGCUGGUAGUGAUACUUCAGCAAUUCAGUAUGCAGAUUUAUAUACCGAGGCUCGUGAUUAUGUUGUUGAGAUCACAAGGGAGGUGUUCAGAAAACACUGUACUAAGCACCUUGAAGUAAUACCUAUUCGUCUGUUGGAUGAUUGCCCACAUUUUAUGAGUAACACUGUCAAACUUUUGACCCAUGGAGGAGACAUGCUUGAACUUUUGCAUGAGCUGCGCUUGCAUUUUGUUAGUUGGGUGAUUUCGAAUCAGAAACCUUCAUUCAAAAGAUAUGAAAUUUCAUGCGUCUACAGAAGACCAAUUGGACAUGCAUCCCCAAGUCGUUAUCUGCAGGGUGAUUUUGACAUUAUUGGAGGUGCUUCAGCAUUGACAGAAGCAGAAGCGAUCAAGGUGAUGCAUUGUUAUAUUUAUUUCUUCUGUGGUCUGUUGUCUGUAUUACAUGGUUGGAUAUAAUAAAUUUAAUCCAUAACUGUUUUGUUGGUACAUGUGUACACCCAUUUUAGAAGAUAGAAGAUCUCUUUGAUCUCCAAUGGAAAUAAUAAUAAGCUGUGAAGAAAUUUUAAUUAAGUAAUAAAUACUUUUCUGGUAGAUUGAAAGUCUGUUCAGGUAAGAUUAGGAGUGAUUAGUAAUUUUAAAAAUAGGUAGCAUCUGUAGUUUGUGCCCAAAUAGAUGAUCAACACUUUCAUCUAGCUACUAAGGGUCUAAGAGGGGUGUCAGGUCUCUCUUUAGGCCUUAGAUAUUGAUUAUUGUGAUAUGUGGUUGGCUGAAUUGAAAAAAGAAAGAAAGAAGCAUUACUAGUGAAAACAAGAAUAUGAGCAGCCUUUCAACAAAGCAAUGUGCAGAACUUGAACACAGCAUCUGUGUAGUAAUCUUUAAUGCUUAUGGUCCUACCACUGAAAUGGCAUGCCAGGAAACAUUCAGAUCAUAAAGUUCACAAUGUGUCAACAUGCAAUUUAGAAAUUCCAGAAAGAAGCAUUUACUUUGAGAGAAAUUUUUAGAUGAUAAUACCUUGAAAAUUCCAGAUUUUAUAGGAUAUACAAUCUUGGUGAGGGGCUGGUACAAUGAUGUUGGCGCUGUUGUAAUAUAGAGUUUUGAGUGACCUCAUGAGUAGGAAAACAACUUUUAAACUAUUAGGAUGAAAAUAAAACCUAAACUAAUAUAUACAUGUGAUCAACCAACUAAUACAUAAGCAAUCAUCAAACAAAUUACAUAAGAACAAAGCCAUCGAAAUCUAUUUUCAAUCAUGUUCAUGCCGUAGGUAUCAUAGUUCAUCUUAAGUUUGAUUAUGCAUCAAGUCCCUACUUGUUUCCUAAUACAUGGAUACAUUCGGCUCAACUACUUGUCUUGCUACGAAAUCUAACAUACCAAUUCAUCAUGCAAUUACGUAUCACAUAGAGAAAUCAAUAUGUUUAAGCACCUAUCCAAUGUCGAACUUAAGAUCAUAAUCGGUGGAAGAACAAAGAACAAACAACUAAUCAACUAGUAUCAAAAUCGUUUUCAACUUUGAAUGAUUAACAUAUGUAACAUCAACUACUUGUCUUAAUCACACAUGCAAUAUAAGAACACACCGAAAAUUAAUCAAGAACAUAAAUAGACAGAAACUCAUGGCAUAAAACCUAAAAUCAUUGAAUUAAAAUCGAAAACCUUAAUUCAUCAUGUCAUUCAAAAGUUACAAAUAUCUCAUAGGCAAAAAUAAAAAUAACUUUAAUAAAACCUAAACAUAAAUCAUUUAAGAACAAGAACAUAAAAACCCGAAAACUAAACUUGAAGAUCAUAGAGUUACACUUUAUAAUAAUUCUCCUCCCAACAUUUCUUACAAAUGUAGCACAAAAUCUUCAAGAGUAUGGUAUUCUAGGCUCCCAAGCUUUGGACAGAAAAUAUGGUGAAAGGUGGUGAAUUCAGAUUCUAUGGUUCUUGGUGAAUGAAAGUGUUUGGGCAGAGCAUUGGUUAUACUUGUGUGCAAGGUUGAUGAUAUUUUUGUGUGGAAAUGAGGUGCUAUAUAGAGGUAGAAACCCAAGGGAGGCAGGCCACAAAGUCCACAAAGUUGAA